AUGGAACGUUCGCGUAUUUUGGUCUCUGGAUUUCCAGAGGGCACGACAGAGUCGGAGCUUACAGUAUACUUUCAGUCUAAACGAAAUUCUGGAGGUGGCGAUGUAGAGAGCAUCGAAUUCAGUGGAAGACGAGCCAUUGUUACUUUUGAAGACGUGGAAGAAAUUUGUAUUAAAUUAGCAGCCAUCAUAGCUCAGAGUAAAAGCUUUUAUGAUGAUAUUAAGAAGGAAAUAGAAUGCCCAGUGUGUCAAGAGCAGUUCAGCGACAGCAACGAACCGAAAGUCCUUCAGUGUCAACACACAUUCUGCAAAUCCUGUUUGGAGGGUUGGUUACGGCAACAUCAUGCAAGAGCGCUGACUUGCCCGAACUGUCGGCAGAGAACUGAAUGUCCCAACAACAACAUCGACUGCCUACCAUCCAACCUUACAUAUAAAAAUCUGAUAGAUAUUUUAAAAACGUACAGCAGGAAUGGAGAUCACGGGGAAACGUUUUGUGAGCGUCACAAGGAGAAGGUCAAGUUUUACUGCGAGCAGUGCGAGAUUUGCAUUUGUUCUGAUUGCGCCAUAUUGGAUCAUCGCGAUCGGGAUUGUCACAACAUCAUUUCGCUUGAAGAGGGAGCAAAGAAGCAGAAAGCAAACAUUGAGAGAAAGAUAACAGCGCUUUCAGCGAAUAGCUCUCGUUUAAAAAGCUACGCUUCUCUUCUGGAGAAACGAAGAGCGCUAACGAACAAAAGUAUCGAGGAAGCGACGGAAGAAGUCCACAGGGUAGCUGAACGCUGCAUAAAUUCGAUCCGCCAACACGAAUCAAACGUGACGGAACUGUUACAGACGCAGAAGUCAAGUUGCAAUGAUGAGUACUCCAAGGAGCUGUCUAAACUAACCGAAAAGAUACGACAAACGAAGAAUGUCGCGGCCCAGAGCAAAAAUGUUCUUCAAUGGAAUAAUUUACAGGAAAUGUUGAACAUAAAACAAGUGCUUGAUGAAAGAAUUGCCGAGGAAGUUUUACCGGUGCUUACUUAUCCUGAGUUUAAGUACAUUUCAGAUGAUGCUUUGUCCCUACAUUUUACUCCAGGACAGCUCUAUGUAACCAACACCGAGCCGUCACUGUCUGUCGCGACAGGUAAUGGGUUGACCAAAGGUACGCAAGGCAAAAAAGGCACUUUUACAGUAACAACAAAUGAUUCAAAGGGCCAAGCAACCUACAGUGAAAUCGACAAUGUCCGUGUCGACAUCAAAUCCAAUCAAUGGGAAAUUGAAGAUAUUCGGUCCGUUGCGAAGGACUUGAAAAAUGGCCAUUAUUCUAUAUCUUACACUCCAAAGGUUGCUGGAAAUUUCAGUGUGUCCAUCAAAGUAAGAGAUGAGCCAAUCAAGGAAAGUCCAUUUACAUUGGUGAUUACGAAGAAUAAUGGCAGUCUAAAGCUGGGUGCCCCACUGGAACUAGUAUCGCAACCCUAUGGCUAUGUCCGAGAGUGCCAAGUACCACGUACAAGUACCGGGACUCAUGGUAAUGAAAUAACCCUUUAUAGUAUAUACACACUCAGCGAUCUUGAUUUUGCAAGCAAUCUAAUUGGUUCGCUAUUUCGGGCUAAUGAGCAUUCUUCACCUCUUAGUGAGUGA
Molecule: messenger RNA, 1614 nt
Organism: Orbicella faveolata
Lineage: Eukaryota; Metazoa; Cnidaria; Anthozoa; Scleractinia; Merulinidae
Product: protein mono-ADP-ribosyltransferase PARP14-like
Biological process (GO): protein poly-ADP-ribosylation; negative regulation of gene expression
Cellular component (GO): nucleus; cytoplasm
Molecular function (GO): protein binding; NAD+ poly-ADP-ribosyltransferase activity; transcription corepressor activity
Source: RefSeq, a predicted model, not a curated record